AUGAGCUCGAAGAAAGGCAGAGAUCUGUCAAUCACCCUCGUGUCCUUCUACAUGAAAAUCGUUGGCUUUUGGCUGGUGAAGAACCAUGUCGAAGAACGUUGGAGGAACUUUGCUAUGAUUUAUACAACUUUCGCAAUUUUCGUUGCCAUCGUGGUCGAAAUGAGGGAUCUGUACUUCACUUGGGGAGAUUUUAGCGGUACUGUAUACAUCGUGUGCAACCUCGUAACUAUUAUUCUAGUUUUGUUCAAAAUUUUGGUUUGUUUUGUAUACAAAAAGGAGUUACUUAGUUUGAUACGAUACGCGAAAACGAAUUUUUGGCAUUCGAAUUACAAUUCACACGAACGAAUGAUUGUGGAUAGGUGUAAACGUACUUGUACGGUUCUCGUUUGCGUCUUCACUUUCUUCGCUCAAGGAACAGUUAUCUCUUACGUGAUAGGACCAAUUCAAGCAAAUAUUGGAAGAAACGAAACAAAUCGAAUACUUCCAUUCAAUAUAUGGUUGAACGCACCAAUAUGCUACAUGACACCAUACUUUGAAGUCGAGUUUAUCAUACAGGUUUUGUGCCUGUAUCAUGUUGGCGUAUGCUAUCUUUGUUUCGACAAUAUUUUAUGCAUUAUAAAUCUACAUACUGCUGGACAGUUUCGUAUCUUACAAUAUAGACUUGAAAAUAUGUGCGGUGUAAAUAACAAGGGAAAAUUGUCGUACAGCGUAUGUAAAUAUAUGAAACUUAAAACCUAUAUUCAGCAACAUCAAAUGCUCAUUGAAUAUUGUAAAAAACUUGAACAAGUGUUUAAUUUGAUUGUGCUUGGACAAGUAUCGCUCUUCAGCUUAUUAAUGUGCCUCGAUGGAUAUUUAGUACUUACGUCUGGUUCAUAG
This is a messenger RNA of Bombus terrestris (buff-tailed bumblebee), 876 nucleotides long. RefSeq lists its product as uncharacterized. Gene Ontology annotation, molecular function: olfactory receptor activity; odorant binding. Gene Ontology annotation, cellular component: plasma membrane. The transcript is spliced from 5 exons. The record is from RefSeq and is a predicted model, not a curated record. Lineage: Eukaryota; Metazoa; Arthropoda; Insecta; Hymenoptera; Apidae. The coding region runs from base 1 to 876 and encodes 291 amino acids. Gene Ontology annotation, biological process: sensory perception of smell; detection of chemical stimulus involved in sensory perception of smell.